Messenger RNA from Trichoderma aggressivum f. europaeum, 882 nucleotides. RefSeq lists its product as uncharacterized. The transcript is spliced from 3 exons. The record is from RefSeq and is a predicted model, not a curated record. NCBI's taxonomy places the organism in Eukaryota, Fungi, Ascomycota, Sordariomycetes, Hypocreales, Hypocreaceae. Gene Ontology annotation, molecular function: oxidoreductase activity, acting on NAD(P)H as acceptor. Bases 1 to 882 code for a protein of 293 amino acids.
AUGUCGUUCCCACCGCCCCUCAAGCUCAACGACGGUAAUGAGAUUCCACAGCUCGGAUACGGUCUUGGAACUGCCCGAUUCAAGCGCAAUGGAGGACCUCUAGAUGCCGACCUCAUUGAGCUCACCAGAAAAGCCAUUGAAAUCGGCUACCUCCACCUUGAUGGUGCCGAAGUCUAUGGAAACGAGGAGGAGCUCGGCGCUGCCAUCAAGGCCUCAGGCGUUCCCCGAGAGAAGCUUUUCGUCACAACCAAGAUCAGUGCCCUCGAGAAGAAGGACACCGAAAAAGCCUUCGCCCUCUCACUGAAGAAGCUUGGCCUGGACUACGUCGAUCUGUAUCUGAUCCACGGCCCUUACUUUGCCGAUACCGACGAGGAUUUGCAGGAGAAAUGGGCUGACCUGGAAGCCAUCCAGGCUUCCGGCCGGGCAAAGUCGAUUGGCGUCUCCAACUUCCUCCAGGAGCAUCUAGAGGCCAUCCUCAAGACGGCCAAGGUGGUGCCCGCGAUCAACCAGAUCGAGUACCACCCUUACCUCCAGCACGGCGAUCUCGUUGCGUUCCAUAAGAAGCACAACAUUGCCGUUGCCGCAUACGGCCCCUUGGUGCCCAUCACCACUGUCAAGGGCGGCCCAGCCGUGCCCGUCUACAACAAGCUGGCGGAGAAGUACGGCGUUACUGACUCUGAUGUCGGUCUCCGAUGGGUUCUCGAUCAGGGAAUUGUCACACUUACAACCAGCUCCAAGGAGUCGAGGUUGACCGGAUAUCUCGAGAGGUUGCCCAAGUUUAAGCUGACGGAUGAGGAGGUGGCGGAGAUUUCGACGGAGGGAAACAAGAAACACUACCGGGCAUUUUGGAAAAACAAGUUUGCCGAGGACGACAGAAGGUAG